This is a messenger RNA of Podospora pseudopauciseta, 480 nucleotides long. RefSeq lists its product as uncharacterized. Bases 1 to 480 code for a protein of 159 amino acids. The transcript has 3 exons. The record is from RefSeq and is a predicted model, not a curated record. NCBI's taxonomy places the organism in Eukaryota, Fungi, Ascomycota, Sordariomycetes, Sordariales, Podosporaceae.
AUGGCAGGCACCAGAUACCAAGCACACAGCCGAAACAAGCUGGCUGGCUGGCAGGAAAAGAGUGUUUGCAAACGUCGAGCCUCCAGCGAGAAUUGCGGGGGAACCAACAACCUGGAAGUCUCAUCAGGGUCGGAAAUGGCGUUCAAGUUCUGCAAUCCACAACCUCACACCACGGCGAGGGCGAACAGGGACAGACCUGGAUGGACAGACGGCCUGUCAAAGAAAAUGGCCGGUCUGCGGCGAGCCGAGGAUUUCUGGUGGAAAAUCUGGAAGGCCGCCGAGCCUGUCAGGGAACCCGGCAACUUGUGCGACCCUGUCUUCAGAUGCUGCACCGUGCGUCUGUCCAAAUCUCGCUCCCACUUGGCUGGGAAUCAUCGCGAUGUAUCAAACUGCUUGGAUGUUCAUGCUUGGCCUGCUGAGAAUGUCCUCCAUGUGUGCGACAGCAGCCACAACGACAACGACGACGGCGGCACAUUGUAG